GAACCUAAAUAUGUUAUUGCUAUGGGCGCGUGUACAAUUACAGGAGGGAUGUUCAGUACUGAUUCUUAUAGUACUGUUCGGGGGGUCGAUAAGCUAAUUCCCGUGGAUGUCUAUUUGCCGGGCUGUCCCCCUAAACCCGAGGCAGUUAUAGAUGCUAUAACAAAACUUCGUAAGAAAAUAUCUCGCGAAAUCUAUGAAGAUCGAAUUAGAUCUCAACAGGGGGAUCGGUGUUUUACUACCAAUCACAAGUUUUGUCUUGUACGUAGUACUCGUACUGGAAAUUAUAAUCAAGGAUUGCUCUAUCAACCACCAUCUACUUCAGAGAUUCCUCCUGAAACAUUUUUCAACUACAAGGGUUCACUAUCUUCCACGAAUUAGUGAAUUAGGUAGGAUUUUUUUUUACAGAAACAGACAACGAAUUAAUCUUCAUAAAUUCGAUUUCAUCAUAAAUGCGAAAUAUUUAUCUUAGAAAAAUGACAAAUAAAAAAGAAAAGUGCGGGAGAGAUAAAAAGAUGCAGGGUCGUUUGUCUGUUUGGCUAGUCAAACACCGGCUAGUUCAUAGAUCUUUGGGCUUCGAUUACCAAGGAAUAGAGACUUUACAAAUAAAGCCUGAGGAUUGGCAUUCCAUUGCUGUUAUUUUAUAUGUAUAUGGUUACAAUUAUCUACGUUCCCAAUGUGCCUAUGAUGUAGCACCAGGCGGACUGUUAGCCAGUGUGUAUCAUCUUACGAGAAUAGAGUAUGGUGUAGAUCAACCGGAAGAGGUAUGUAUAAAGUAUUUGCUCAAGGGUAACCCUAGAAUUCCGUCUGUUUUCUGGGUUUGGAAAAGUUCGGAUUUUCAAGAACGAGAAUCUUAUGACAUGUUAGGAAUCUCUUAUGAAAAUCAUCCACGGCUGAAACGUAUCUUAAUGCCCGAAAGUUGGAUAGGGUGGCCUUUACGUAAGGAUUACAUUGCCCCCAAUUUUUAUGAAAUACAAGACGCUCAUUGAAUGAUAAGAAACUAAUUACAACUUCGAAUAUUCAAGGAAUUUGUACAUUUUCUUCUAGCUCAAACAGAGGAAUUGAGGUUUCAUUCGUAUUCUUAUGGAUAGGCUAAUAAAUAAAAGAAAUAAAGACAAUACAUCAUUGAGAUUCUCGAUUUUUGAAGAGACUUUUUUAUUUAUUUUAUUUCGGACGAGCCGAGACAAUAGGAUGAACAACAAGGGUUCUGUACCGUGAACUUUGUAUCGCGCACAUCACUUAGAUGAACUCUAGAGAGUCGCAUAGAAGGGAAUGAAGAAAUGGAAUAUGAAAGAGAAUACAAAGAAAUAAAUGAAAGGGGAUCGGCUUCUAUUUGUACUGUAGCUGAGAUGAGUCUUGGUUAUUUCUAUCCUUGAACUCCUCUAGACCCGUCUUUUUGUUGGGCCUUUCAACCAACUAUUUUAAUCUUUUAAUUAAAUAUGUAUGAAGUAUUACCAUUC
This is a messenger RNA of Gossypium raimondii (Peruvian cotton), 1457 nucleotides long. Its product is annotated as NAD(P)H-quinone oxidoreductase subunit J, chloroplastic-like. Gene Ontology annotation, molecular function: NADH dehydrogenase (ubiquinone) activity. The record is from RefSeq and is a predicted model, not a curated record. Lineage: Eukaryota; Viridiplantae; Streptophyta; Magnoliopsida; Malvales; Malvaceae. The transcript has a single exon. Bases 450 to 986 code for a protein of 178 amino acids.